Molecule: messenger RNA, 2184 nt
Organism: Menidia menidia (Atlantic silverside)
Lineage: Eukaryota; Metazoa; Chordata; Actinopteri; Atheriniformes; Atherinopsidae
Source: the annotation of a GenBank genome assembly
AGCCACUUUCACGCAACUGCCCCGCUCCGCAGUCCACGAAAACCUGGAAAAUAUAGUUUUUUAUUCUUUUUAGUUGGAAACAUGGAACACCUUGUAAAUAAACAACUGUAUGCAAACAGUCUCAACUUUAAAAGAUCGCUGGAUCGAAUUAUAGACAAGUACUCAAAGCUUCGGGAAGAAGAUGGGGGGAUUGAUGUGGACCUGAGCAAAGUGAAACCUGACACUCUUCAACAAUACAUUAACUUGUCCAGAAAAGAGCUGAAAACACUGCAAUCAAAGAGGCUGACAGAAUCGAGCGAGGAGUCAUUCGGUGUGCAAGACUUUCCCGGAGAUGCUCAGUUUGAUGUCACUCAUGAAGAAAAUGGAGGAGAUGAGACCUUUGGCUCCAACGCUCAGUUUGGAGUUGACAAUCACGAAGAAACCGUUGGCUCUCUGCAGACGAGCUCCAGAAGCUUUUCUGAGAGCCGCCUGCAGCCGGAGGACGAGGACGAGGAGCUGCAGAUGUCUCUGAGCAGCAACGGCAGCUCCCUGGUGGAGCUGUACCCCGGCAUGGUCAGCCGGAUCGAGAAGGCCUGGCGCCGGCAGCGCGUGUCCGAGGCCGCCGACUCGGUGCUGCGCCGCUACCGCCGCUGGCGCCAGCAGCCCCGGAGGGGCCCGCUGGACAGCACCUUUGACCUCACGCUCGGGCCCCCGAAAGGCCGGCCCGGGUCAGCCCCCCGUUCCGCCCCACCGGUGGACGGCCUGUGGGCCGGCGGCCGGACGCAGCGCCCAGGCCCCGCCAGGUCCCACCAGGUGCGCGUGAUGGACUUCUCGGAGGCGUCCGAACCCGAGGACGUCCCUCUGAACCGGACCUUCACUCUGUGUCGGCGGUCCCCGUCCAGACCUCCCCAGUGGGCGGAGCGGGCGUCCAUCAGCUGCGGCUGCCCCUCGCCGCGCGGCCGCGGCCUGGCCGAGGCGUCCCAGCAGCGGGCGCUCUUAGGGUCAUCGCCGCAGCGCCAGGGCCGCUCUGCCACAGACGAGACGCCCGGCGUCCACUGCUCCCCGCUCAGGCCGAGUCCCCUCCGGCCGCAGGCCCUGACCGCCAGCAGCCGGAAGCCUCGCGGGUUUGUUAGGAGACCGGACUGUUCGCUGGACCGAACGGGGCAGAGGUCAGCGUCCGCGUCUCUGUCGUCCCCUCGGAGGCCCGUUGUGCAGCUGAAGAUGCUCUGCCCUCCGGCCCCCCAGGAGCCGCCGCCGCUAGCCCCCACCGCACCGUCCGGCGGCGGUCAGCACACGCCCCGGCGCCACCUCUCCUUCACCUCCUCGCUGGCGCCCGGCUCGCCCAAGAAAGUGGACGAGGACUUCCUGAAGCUGUACCACGAGUUUGCGUGCCUGAACCGGUCGCCCUCCUUCAGCGGCCCCCCCUGCCGCCUGUGCGCCCGCAGCUCCCGGCCGGCCGGCGGCGGCGGUCACUCGUCCUCGGCCCUGGCGGCGCUGGCCCUGUCCCCCCACCGCCCCGUCCUGAGGAAGCGCCACGGGGAGCUGGCGUGGGACGACAGCCCCCGGUCCAAGCGGGUCAGGGGGGAGCCCUGCGGAUACUCGCCGGGAUGUUCGAGAGCAGAGCUGGGGUACUUCUCCACCGUACUGGAGCUGUGGGGUCACCACUCCAGCUCCACCGGAUAUUUCCCCGUCAGGCAGGCCGUGCAGUGGCCCACUUUCCCUCUACAGCCGUUACUGGAGCCCAUCUCGUCCUCUUUGAGGGAGGUUAUCCCCUCCUGGACGGCCGAUACCAGGCCCUCCACGAAGUUUGAUAAUGGGGGAGAUCGUGUUGCCCCUGACGAUGGAGUCGUCGAUCAGCACCACUCGUUUCCCGGCAAAGUUGUCCGUCAAUACCCCAAACUUCUUGGCGACUCCCAGUUGCCUCAAGCGGAACCUCCAUGUAGGGAAGACCAGACUGAGAGGAGGAGCAAAACAAACAAACAAACAAACAGAAAGAAAGAACGGCACACAGCUGUGAGGGGGGAGCUCCAGCAGGUGGUUCUGCAGCGUCUGGGGGAUGGCUGGUGGACACACCUGCUGAGCGUAACCCAGGGCGGCGGGGGUGGCCGACUCCGGGACGGUGCUGACCACGUCCGCGUCUGUCGGGGCCUCGAUGGCCAGCUGCCGGCCGCAGCGCUGCCUGACCGUGUACACCAUCUGUCCUGU